AUGGGUCAAAUCACGUCCAGUUUCGGCAUGUCGGGCCUGUAUUCGUACAUUCGACAUGGUGGUCCGGAUCCGGAAUGGUAUUCGUGUGAGAAUCAUACAUUGGACUACUGGUACUCACACGGAAUCCAGCGCCCGUUUUUUGCAAUCUACUUCUUUGUUUCGGCGACGAUCAUGAUUUUCAUCUACGCCUCAUGCCUGAUCGGGAUGAUCACUAGCCGCCUGAUCAUCCAACACUCAUGCUACAAAAUCAUGUUUACCAUGGGGUUCUUCGACAUUUUCUCCAUCAUCGUGAACUCCUACAUCACUGGAUAUCUUUGUCUCAAGGGCGCCGUAUUCUGCACACAUCAACACUUGGUAUUUCUUGGCGGUAGUAUUGGAGUUGGACUCUGGUCGGGUUCCUGUAUCCUGGUCAUUCUCCUGGCUCUCAACCGCUUCAGCGAGUUGUCCCAGAACCCGAUCCUCAUCGCUAUUUUUCAGGGUGAUAGAGUUUACGGCACGCUCCUUCUGCCGAUACUCUGGGGCUCGUUCAUGGCCUUUUUCUCCCCUGCCGGCAUGUUCACGUCGAACCAGCUCGCCUGGUUCUUCGACCCGUUUAAUGGAAGCGGGAAAGUCUACACCAACAUCCCGCACACUAUCAACAAUUGCGUCGUGGCGAUUCUGGCGACAAUCGCGUACAUCAAGAUUUGUGUGAAAAUGGCGCAGAAGACCUCGUUUUCGAAGGAAGCUUUUAGCAAGGUGCAACGACAGCUUUUCCUCCAAUCAACCCUGAUCUGCUCUAUCCAUGCGAUUGCUUCCUACGGGUAUGUGGUGAUGAAUUUCUGGGCCGGAUUUCCGGUCGAGCUGAUCAUGGUCGGGCAUGUCGCUUGGCAGUGGAGUAAUGGUUCCCCCGGAAUCGUCUACAUCCUACUCAACCGUAAGGUCCGCGCGGCCGUCUUCAGAAACUUUGGUGUGCGCUCAUUGGCCGUUUAUAACACAACUACCGGCCGUCCUUCGCAUCUUUCUGGAGAUCUCAGCUCUCAGAAGGCCUCAAAGCAU
Mesorhabditis spiculigera is the source of this 1035-nucleotide messenger RNA. The record is from the annotation of a GenBank genome assembly. Lineage: Eukaryota; Metazoa; Nematoda; Chromadorea; Rhabditida; Rhabditidae.